Molecule: messenger RNA, 1122 nt
Organism: Osmerus eperlanus (European smelt)
Lineage: Eukaryota; Metazoa; Chordata; Actinopteri; Osmeriformes; Osmeridae
Gene: glipr1a
Product: GLI pathogenesis-related 1a
Cellular component (GO): extracellular region
Source: RefSeq, a predicted model, not a curated record
GCAGCUGAAUUUCCCUCACAGUGACACGGAAGAAGUGGAACGAUGAGAUGUGAGAUAAGAUCCUCGAUUGUUUACUAUUCAAGUUCCAGAUAACUGAAUUGUUCUCUGAUUAGAAGUAUGUGGCAGAUAGUAGUACCUCGGCUGCUCUGUACUGGGCUUGUUCUUGGAUGUCUGGUGUCAGGACAGGAUUCCCCGUCACUGCCAGACAUCGAAGACAAACAAUUCAUCGAUGACUGUGUGAAGAUGCACAACUCUGUGCGAUCUACGGUGAAAGAUGCUAGAGACAUGCUUUUUAUGACUUGGGAUGAGGGACUGGCCACCACAGCCAGAGCAUGGUCCAGAAAGUGUGAUUUCCAACACAACAUCUACCUGAAAGAGCCCAAGCGAGUCCAUCCCUCCUUCUCCUCUGUUGGAGAGAACAUCUGGACAGGAUACCCCACCUCAAUCUUCUCAGUACAAAGUUCUUUGAACCUGUGGGUUGCUGAGGUGAAAGACUACUCCAAUCAAAGCAAUACGUGUAUGCAGAGUAAGAUCUGUGGCCACUACACUCAGGUUGUAUGGGCUAGCAGCUACAAGGUUGGCUGUGCAGUCAACAUCUGUCCAAACGGAGUGGCUCGGACCAACUUUUCUACAAUAAAGGCAGCUAUAUUUGUGUGCAACUAUGCCCCUGCGGGCAACGUGGCUGGGAGGAGACCAUACAAGACUGGAGAUGCUUGUAGUGACUGUGAGGGUGAAACCGCCGAAUGUCAGGGGAACCUGUGCCGCAACCCAGAAAGAGAUGCACAAAAAAGCUACAGCUGGACUCCUGACUGGGACAACCUACCGGUAACUGGGACUACCUGCAUGUCCAUUCUGGUCAUCCGACCACUAGCCCUGCUCUUCACCUUCCUCUCUGCAUAUGGUGCAAAGCAAUACUACCCUGACAUCUUCUUCUAUGAAUAGAUUACGCAGUCUGGUGUUUCGUGAUCACUAUGCAUUUGGGAUGUGCCUCAAGAGACCAUAGGAUGAAAUUAGAAAAUGUUUGUAUGGUGUUACAUACACACUACAAUCACUUUAAAUACAUUAUCAUUUAUUUUGUACUUACAAAAUGUCCCAAUAUAAAGAGAGAACAGACAGCGAUGA